Messenger RNA from Betta splendens (Siamese fighting fish), 1485 nucleotides. RefSeq lists its product as uncharacterized. Lineage: Eukaryota; Metazoa; Chordata; Actinopteri; Anabantiformes; Osphronemidae. The transcript has 5 exons. The record is from RefSeq and is a predicted model, not a curated record. Bases 168 to 917 code for a protein of 249 amino acids.
AGGUGUCUCGGGUGCAAAACACCAGAUCAACUGUGGUACAUAGCAGUCUGACUACAUCUCUUUUCGUGGUAAUGACUGGGGAAGAGUUAGCUUCUACUUGGUGUGUGAAACGGGUUUACAAUUCUAAGGCCUCUCCAACUUGAAUACGAGAAAUAUCAUGGACCAAAAUGACUGGAGAGGAAAACAUGAAUAAUCCACAAUCUACAAAAAGGUCUCGGUCCAGUGUGUGGAUAACGCUGAUGGAUUUCCUGGUGUGGUCGUCUGGGAAAAGAGUACCUUCCCGCGUUCUUCAACACAAGAUGCUAUUGAAGAGACGUCUUCUGGAGAAGUAUGGGGCUCCAGUUCUGUUAGACCUUUCCAGAGGCCACAUUAUGAUACUGAGGCAAAUUCUAUGGAUCAACAGAGGCUUUAAGCAAAUCACUACCAGUUUGAGAAGGAUGAACAGAAGCGCAGAGUAUAGACUGGAAACCCCAAAGUCAAAGUGGGAAACACCUCCCAAGGUGGUAGAGAACGAGCGAGCCAAGAUCCUGUGGGACUUCCAGAUACAGACAGACAGAAUGGUAAUGGCGAACCAACCAGACAUUGUGGUGGUGGACAAAGAGCAGAGUAAAGUCGUAGUGGUGGAUGUGGCAAUACCAAGCGAUGGCAACAUCAGGAAAAAGGAACAUGAGAAACUAGAGAAAUACCAAGGGCUCAGAGAAGAACUGGAGAAGGCUUGGAAGGUGAAGGCCACAGUGGUGGUGAUUGGAGCACUGGGGGUUGUGACCCCCAAUCUGGAGGAGUGGCUACGACAUCCCUGGAAAAACAUUCGACAUCUCAGUCCAGAAAAGUGCAGUCCUAGGAACAGCAAGGAUACUGCGCAGAACCCUCAAGCUCCCUGGCCUCUGGUAGAGGACCCGAGCUUGGAAAGUGGAUGAGACCACCCGCGGAGGGUGAGAAUAGAGUGUGUGUGUGUGUAUAUAUAUAUAUAUAUAUAUAUUUUUUUUUAAAUUUUAUUAGCUUUGACUUUUGAGUUCUAUAUAUUUAGAAAUUUCUAGUAUUAUUAUACUUAAACUCAAAUUAAUUUAUUUUAUCAAAAUGUUACCAACUUUUACUUCUAUAUAUUUCGGAAUCUCUAGCGUUUCCUUUAUGUUUGAAGACUGUCCGUUGACAGAUGACUUUUUAAAGCUUUAAUGUAUCUUCUCAGUAAUUUUUUUUUUAGCCUUUGGUAGGGGGGGGGGUAUCUGUAAAGCAUCGAUUGAUUGAUUAAAGGCCAUAUGCCUGUCUGGUGCAAUCACUAAGUGAAAACUAACUGUUCAACAGUUGAACACAUUUAUUUCACAGAAUGCAUAAGUUGAAGCUAUUUUAUUUUAUUUAAAUAAAAAAAAAUUCUGCAUUUCAGUUUAAAACUUGUUGACAGGGUAAAGAGAAUGUUGGGUAGGAAAUCAUCAGGUCAUAAACAUAAUGACCUCAAAACUGAAAUAAAGUCUAAAAAGAUGAAAAGCA